CUACAAGAUGUCGUCACGACUGGACUCGGAUUUUGCGCGCCUAGGUCAAUUGCCUCGGGAAGAGCGGCGCGAUCGACAGGAAGGUAGCGCCGAUUCAAUCGAGAGAGGCUUGAAGGUGUUCUCUUCUCUUUACUCCGUGGGGUUUUUGAUGAGGGCUGGGCGAAUUGAAUAAGCGAGAUACAACCAAAAGUCACCAACUUUCAACUUUUAUAUCUUUGAUUAAGAUUCAAAUUACUCCUCUUUACAAAAUAGGUUGACCUAUAAUAGCUAGAAGGGAAUAUUCAUUUUAAGUAUAGCGAUGCAAGGAAGUAACUGACUUGGAUAAUGUUAGCGCGAUUCUCUCACUCAAGGCCUUGGUGAGAGCCUGAGGUGCCAGUCGUCAUCAAAAACCCCACCGAGUAACAUCCUCGCUUCGUCCAAAAUAAAAAAGUCAUGGAAUGUUCCUUGAAACGACGCGGGUAUUGAUCUUCUCUUGUUCGUCAUAUGAUUCAUUUGCCUCUCCCAGUCUCAGCAUGUCCGCCCCCCUUCGUCAACCAGUGUGCUGGAUCUGCCGAUCAUACAGUAGAGAUGUCUGUGGCGCUCCGAGGUCUGCGUCGCUGAAGCCAGCGCGGAUUAGCUUUUCCCCUCUGGAGAUCUGGACUGCUUACCCCUCAUCUUCGAUAUUUCUCAGAUGAACUCAAUUCUCGUCUUGCAGUAGGCUGUGCACCACUGCAGGUUCCCCUUUGCUGUGCAUCAAUUAGAUCGUCACUCGGAAUUUGGUCAGUAAGCUUGGGGCUUGGUGGGCAUUCCUGGAUAUCUUGACAUUCUCAACUCCAGUACUCCAGUUUCAUUCCAAUUACGAGCCUCCCCAAUUAAAUCACUACACAUUACCACGUCGCGCUGUCCGUGGGUGGCAACCCAAAUUUAUGUCCUUGUUUUCUUCCUUUUCCUCGCUUCCGGAUAUCGUGUUUUCCAUCAAUUCGCCCACGACCGCCCUGCCAAGAUCUUGUUCCUGCAUUGGGCCUGGAUACCAAGCAAUCUUUCAUUCCGGGAUCCAUUCCCGCUCCGCUGGGAUCGCCCGCAGUCGUUCGUGGUUGAAGUUGCGGUCGAGACUGCGUUGGCAGUGUGGUGGACGUUUUGGGCUCUCACUUCAUAAGCCAAUCAGCACACCCAGUCAGCAAGUAAUUUCCACAUCCGCACUUGGACGCUCACAACAUCUUUGGCAAUGUCCAAUAGGCAAUUGAGGUACGACUAUGGUCUUUCGACACGUCCUCUUGCAUGCAGCCUUAUGAAACGCAAAAGCUCGGCAUCAAUCUCAGUCGUGAUCAAAUACUUUGUGGUUCCCGAGAUCUCAAGUCAGGCAAAAGCGCUGCUUUCACAAUGACUUCGCUAAAGGCUCUGCUACUGCUACUCGCAUCCAACUUGCUUGCAUUGCAAGUCGCAGCAACAGCACAUGAACAUCAACAUCAACACCAACACAUCCAUGAGCAACGACAUGCGGAGCCUAUUGAAGAGCCUCUUGAGGAGCACAACUCUACACUAGAGUCUCGCUAUGUCCUUUCCUACCCCUACAACCCACUCAGCCCGUUGAAGCGAGGUCUCCCAUUCAACAACCCUUCUAAGUACAUCCAAAGCUUCAAAGGAGCAGGCAGUAAGAUCGCAUGGGCAUAUAACUGGGACUCGUACAUGGACCCGGGGUUCCCGACAAACAUCGAAUUCGUUCCAAUGCUCUGGGGAGACGGCGCUGACCACACGACGAACUGGGUCAAAAACGUCAACGAUGCCAUCAACCGCGGAUCUCGCCACAUCGUUGCUUUCAACGAGCCAGAUGGAUGCGUUGGAGGAGGAUCCUGCAUGUCUCCCCAACAGGCCGUCAACGCCUACAAGAAGUACAUCCAACCCUUCAAAGGCAGAGCAUACCUAGGCGCACCAGCCGUCACGAACGGCCCCGCUGGUCUUCCAUGGCUCAAGGAAUUCCUCCGAUUGUGCACCGGCUGUCAAGUCGACUUUCUUCCCGUACAUUGGUAUGAUAGUGCGACCAAUGAUGCUUGGUUUAAGCUGUAUAUGUCCCAAGCAUAUGCCGCAACCGGAAAUCUCAAGCUCAAGCUUUGGGUGACUGAGUUCAAUGGCGCUGGCACAGCUGCUCAGAAAACAGAUUUUCUCCGCCGCAUCAUGCCAUGGAUGGACUCCCAAAGCUACAUUGCGCGCUACUCGUGGUUUUGGUGCGAUCCGAAAUCCACGAUGGGCCCUCUCGUCGACGGCAGUGGCAACCCGAGCGCGCUCGGCAAUGUUUAUACUUACUCCUGAUCGCGGAGUCCUUACUUAAGAAUGGGCUUGGGUAUAUAUGGAUGUUUCCGGCGCUCAAAAAAGUAUGUACAGUGGCGCACUGGUGCUUAUAUACUGGGGGUUCUUGAUGAAAGGGGUGUUCGGUGUUCUUUUCGCGGACGGCUGAGGACUUACCUACGAUAUCCCCUUUCAUGUUCAGGUGUUCUUGCUUUAUUUCUCCGGCCAGCAGGCACAUUUACCAUUUUAUGUAGAGUCAAUAGAAAGUCCUU
Molecule: messenger RNA, 2534 nt
Organism: Cadophora gregata
Lineage: Eukaryota; Fungi; Ascomycota; Leotiomycetes; Helotiales; Ploettnerulaceae
Exons: 3
Coding region: 1258-2286 (342 amino acids)
Biological process (GO): fungal-type cell wall polysaccharide metabolic process
Cellular component (GO): fungal-type cell wall
Source: RefSeq, a predicted model, not a curated record